This is a messenger RNA of Colletotrichum abscissum, 1542 nucleotides long. RefSeq names its product acyl-CoA dehydrogenase. Lineage: Eukaryota; Fungi; Ascomycota; Sordariomycetes; Glomerellales; Glomerellaceae. The transcript is spliced from 4 exons. Gene Ontology annotation, molecular function: acyl-CoA dehydrogenase activity; flavin adenine dinucleotide binding. Gene Ontology annotation, biological process: fatty acid beta-oxidation using acyl-CoA dehydrogenase. The coding region runs from base 1 to 1542 and encodes 513 amino acids. Gene Ontology annotation, cellular component: cytoplasm. The record is from RefSeq and is a predicted model, not a curated record.
AUGGCCGCAAAGACGUUCUCUCGCGACGAGGUCGCAAAGAACAACACGGAGGACUCCCUCUGGUGCAUCAUCGACUCCAAGGUCUAUGAUCUGACCGACUUCGCCAUGGGUCAUCCCGGUGGCGAAGCCGUCCUUCGUCAGGUCGCAGGCCAAGACGCCACAACCCAGUUCUACAACCUUCACCGUCAGGAUGUCCUCACAAAGUACGACAAGACCCUCGUCAUCGGCACCGUCGAGGGCGAGAAGCCCCAGGUUAUCGUCACCGGCCCCGGCGAGCUGUCUCCCGUGCCGUACGCCGAGCCCACUUGGCUUACGCCGCAGUUCAAGUCCCCCUACUUCAACGACUCGCAUCGCUCCCUGCAAAAGGCCAUUCGCAAGUUCACCGACGAGCACAUCACCCCUGUGGCACUUGAAUGCGAGGAAAAGGGCGAAGUCAUUCCCCAGGAGCUCAUUGAUAAGAUGUCCAAGGCGGGAGUGCUACACAUGCGUCUCGGGCCCGGCAAGCACCUACAUGGCGUGGACCUCUUGGGCGGCGCCGUUAAUGGCGAGGAGUUUGAUUACUUCCACGACAUGAUUCUCAGCCAAGAGAUGGCCCGGACCAACUGCCGCGGUUUUCAGGACGGUAUGCUUGCGGGUAUGACGAUCGGCCUGCCUGUCGUUCUCAACUUUGCAAACUCCGAGUCGCUGCGCAAGCGCGUUGCGGAUUCGGUUUUCAGCGGCAAAGACAAGAUUUGCUUGGCCAUUACCGAAGCGUUUGCUGGGAGUGAUGUUGCAGGCAUUAGAACCACUGCGGAAAAGACACCUGACGGAAAACACUAUAUCGUCAAUGGAACCAAAAAAUGGAUAACGAACGCUACGUACUGUUCGCUUUUUGUUGUUGGUGUGAAGACAGACAAGGGCCUCAGUGUCCUCCUUAUAGAGAGAGGCGAAGGGGUUGAGACCAGGCCUAUUAAGACAUCCUACUCUCCAGCCGCAGGAACGGGUUUUGUAACCUUUGACAAUGUCAAGGUCCCGGUAGAGAACUUGCUGGGCCAGGAGAACAAGGGCAUCCACGUCAUCCUGAGCAACUUCAACCACGAGCGGUGGACCAUGGCUUGCGCCACAAUCCGCCAAUGCAGAGCCGUCGUCGAAGAGUGUCUCCUGUGGGCAAACCAGCGUCUCGUAUUCGGGAAGCGUCUCAUUGACCAACCCGUCAUCCGUCUCAAACUCGCAAAGAUGAUUGCCCUCGUAGAAUCCCACCAAUCCUGGCUCGAAACAAUCACCUACCAGAUGAACUCGAUGCCCUACAAGGAACAAGCAAAGCACCUCGGCGGGCCCAUCGGCCUCCUCAAGAUGAGCGCCACCCGCGCCGCGCACGAGAUCGCCGACGAGUCGGUCCAGAUCUGGGGCGGCCGCGGCCUCACACGGACGGGCAUGGGCCGCGUGAUUGAGAUGUUCAACCGCACGUACAAGUUUGAUGCUAUCCUCGGUGGCGCGGAGGAGGUGUUGGGCGACUUGGGAGUUAGGCAGGCUAUGAAGUUUAUGCCCAAGUCGAGGUUAUAA